UUUCUCUCUCUCUCUCUCUCUCAUACACACACAACCAAACUUCCAUGGAAUUCACUUUAAUUUCAGAAGACAAAAAUUGGUGGAUCUAUACCCUCCCUGCAAUACUUCUUGAAACCCAAAACCUGUCCAACACUUGGGUUGUGCUCUCUAUCCUCUUGGCCACCUUAGCUGUUGGGCUUUUGACAAGGGCCUUUUCUGCCGGCGGCCCGGCCUGGCAAAAGGGCCGGAACCAAAUGGGCAGGGUCUCAAUUCCCGGACCCAAGGGCCUUCCCGUAGUUGGAAGCUUACUCAGCCUGAGCCACGGCUUGGCUCACCGCACUCUGGCGUCUAUGGCUUCAAGCCAAGCCGCGUCCCAGCUGAUGGCCUUUAGCUUGGGCUCGACCCCCGCGGUUGUGACCUCGGACCCACACAUAGCUCGCAAGAUCUUGACGUCUCCCGAUUUUUCUGAUCGUCCAAUCAAGCUCUCGGCUAAGCAGCUCAUGUUUAGCCGAGCCAUCGGGUUUGCCCCGAACGCGACAUAUUGGCGGCUCCUGAGAAGGAUUUCCGCUUCUCACCUUUUCGCGCCCAAGCGCAUAUCAGCUCACGAGGCCGGACGCCAGCUUGAUUGCGCCGCGAUGUUGAGUGCCAUCGCUAAGGAACAAUCUCUUCGCGGAUUUGUAGUUCUAAGAAAGCACCUACAAGAUGCUUCUUUGAACAAUAUAAUGGGAAUUGUGUUUGGCAAAAGGUACGAUACGUCGGAACAAACUUCAAACGAGGCUCAAGAAGUGCAUGAGAUUGUGAGAGAAGGGUUCGAGCUACUGGGAGCUUUCAACUGGUCUGAUCAUUUGCCAUGGUUGACUUACUUUUAUGACCCUUCGCACAUCAACCAACGUUGCUUGGCUCUUGUUCCCCGGGUGAAAAGGCUCCUCCAUCGCAUCAUUGAGGAGCAUAAACUCUCUGGAUCAGUGGUCAAGGUCUCUGAUAAUUCUGCUUUCGUGGAUGUUCUGCUGUCUUUGGAGGGUGAAGAGAAGCUCCACGAGGAUGAUAUGGUUGCUGUUUUAUGGGAAAUGAUCUUUCGUGGUACCGAUACAACCGCACUCUUAACCGAAUGGGUCAUGGCAGAACUGGUCCUGAAUCCUGAUGUGCAAGCCAAGCUUCACCAUGAGCUCAAGCCCCUCAAAAAUGCGAGAGACGCUGACGUGGCUAACCUACCCUACCUCCAAGCAGUGGUCAAGGAAACCCUACGUGUGCAUCCACCUGGCCCCCUCCUCUCCUGGUCUCGCCUCUCCACAUCAGAUGUCCGCCUCAGCAAUGGCAUGGUGGUCCCCGCCAACACGACAACCAUGGUCAACAUGUGGGCAAUCACACAUGACCCUAAUGUGUGGGUGGACCCUUUUCUGUUCAAGCCAGAGCGGUUUUUGCUAUCGGAAGGGGGCGAGGACGUGGAUGUGAGGGGUAAUGAUCUAAGGCUUGCACCGUUUGGGGCCGGGCGCAGAGUCUGCCCGGGUAAAAAUCUAGCGCUUGCGACCGUGAGCCUUUGGGUGGCUAAGUUGGUGCACCAUUUCAAGUGGGUAGAAGAUGGAUCGAGAGGUGUUGAUCUUGUUGAGAUGUUGAAGUUGUCUUGUGAGAUGAAGAACCCUCUCUCCGUUGUGGCUGUCCCAAGGAAUUAAUAUCAAUGCUUCCAAUUUUUGGCGAGGGCUUUUAGGCACAUCUACUUGACACAAAUUUGAGAAAUUCUCUCUCAUAAGUGAGUGGGUCCAGAAGGAUGUCUAUAUGCAAUGGCCGGGAUCCACCCAUUAUGGGAGUCUGGAAGCAAAUAUAUCCGAUAGAUUUGCAUUUAGACUCCCAUAAUAUAUAAAUAAAUUCGCACGAGUAUGUUAUCUUUUUUUUUAUUUUUUUAAUUUGGUAUUGUACUCUAUGUAAGAUUUUCUCAGACUUUCCUAUCUAGCUAAGAGACGAAAAGAGGAGGAGAGUCCAUGUGUGAUGCUAGAUAGAGUGUUUGUAAGACUUUUCAUACAAGUAAUCAUAUUGUUGUACUGUAUUAUUGAAUA
This is a messenger RNA of Rhododendron vialii, 2030 nucleotides long. Its product is annotated as cytochrome P450 78A7-like. The transcript has 3 exons. Bases 45 to 1649 code for a protein of 534 amino acids. Gene Ontology annotation, molecular function: heme binding; monooxygenase activity; oxidoreductase activity, acting on paired donors, with incorporation or reduction of molecular oxygen. NCBI's taxonomy places the organism in Eukaryota, Viridiplantae, Streptophyta, Magnoliopsida, Ericales, Ericaceae. The record is from RefSeq and is a predicted model, not a curated record.